AUUAUUGUGUAACCUGGUUGAGUUAGAAGUCGUAAGACAUCACCUGAUUAUCUACCAAGACAAAACCUAGAUCAAGCCAGGAAAAUGUCCACCUCGGAAGACUCUGAUCUCAGUGAAGAUGGCAUAGGAAUACAUAUGAAGAUCGAUCGCAACUCCAAUCCUGGAAAAGAAUUUAACGUCGUCACUCCAGCUGAGUUUGUCAGACGAUUUGGAGGGACAAGAGUGAUUGAAAAGGUUUUGAUAGCAAACAAUGGUAUUGCAGCAGURAAAUGUAUGCGUUCUAUUCGCCGUUGGGCUUAUGAAAUGAUUGGGGAUGAGAAAGCUAUAAAAUUUGUCACCAUGGUAACACCUGAGGACUUGAGGGCUAAUGCAGAGUUCAUAAAGAUGGCAGACCAUUAUGUCCCAGUACCAGGGGGUACAAAUAACCACAACUAUGCUAAUGUUGAGCUGAUUUUGGACAUAGCUAAGAGAUUACCAGUCCAGGCUGUGUGGGCUGGCUGGGGGCAUGCAUCGGAGAACCCAAAAUUACCAGAACUGCUUGCAAAAAAUGACAUUACUUUCAUAGGACCUCCAGAAUCUGCAAUGUGGGCUCUUGGAGACAAAAUAGCAUCAUCAAUAGUAGCUCAGACAGUGGGAAUACCAACUCUCCCAUGGAGUGGUAGUGGGAUUCAACUUCGAGACAGUGAUUUAGAGAAUGGAAUAGUAGUAACAGUACCCGAGCAUAUCUACAGGAAAGGUUGUGUGCAGGACAGCAAUGAGGGACUUAAGAGUGCAAGAACAAUUGGAUAUCCUGUUAUGAUCAAAGCAUCAGAAGGUGGAGGAGGAAAGGGCAUUCGUAAAGCCAGCAAUGACGAUGAGUUUACUAAUUUCUUUCGACAGGUUCAAAUAGAAGUUCCAAGCUCACCCAUUUUUGUAAUGAAAGUUGCUGAAAAUGCAAGGCAUUUGGAAGUACAACUUCUUGCAGAUGAAUACGGCAAUGCAGUAUCUCUCUUUGGAAGAGACUGUUCAGUUCAAAGGAGACAUCAAAAAAUCAUUGAAGAGGCCCCUGCUACUGUAUCUAAAAGUGAUACCUUCAGGAGAAUGGAAGAAGAUGCUGUCAAAAUAGCCAAGAUGGUGGGUUAUGUCAGUGCUGGUACUGUUGAGUAUUUAUAUAAUGCUGAUGAGGACACCUAUUACUUCUUGGAGCUCAACCCAAGACUGCAG
Actinia tenebrosa (Australian red waratah sea anemone) is the source of this 1203-nucleotide messenger RNA. Its product is annotated as acetyl-CoA carboxylase. Lineage: Eukaryota; Metazoa; Cnidaria; Anthozoa; Actiniaria; Actiniidae. Gene Ontology annotation, cellular component: mitochondrion. Gene Ontology annotation, biological process: fatty acid biosynthetic process. The record is from RefSeq and is a predicted model, not a curated record. Gene Ontology annotation, molecular function: metal ion binding; acetyl-CoA carboxylase activity; ATP binding.